UGCCUACCAGUUCAGUAGCAGUAAUUGCCCGUGGUCACAAGAACGAUCCACCUCUGCCUUCCCCUUCCCUCACUUUAUUGCCCACAAAAUUCGAUCCGAUUCCCAGCGGAGAUGCAGACGUAGACGCAAAGCCCUCCUUCCUCGCGGAUCUUCCGCGUGGCAAGAAUCGCAAUUUCGCCCCAAAUCGAGCCCAUUUUCUCAGCGCCCACCCUACCCUCCGCUGCGGUGCGGUGCGGUCCCACCCUGGGAAGUUGGGGAGGGGAGUUUCGCCUCGUUCACAUCGAUCGAUCGAUCGAUCCAUCCACGUUACAAAACCAACCUCUCUCUCUCUCUUCUUUCUUACACUCUCUGCUGCCUGCCCUCUCUUUUCCCCCUCACACAACAGAUCCUUCUGCUCUGUGGCAUGCAAUUCUUUGAGAAUUGCUAAAAUCUAACCGCCUUUCAGCUCCUCCAUACACCGAUUCUUCCACCAAUGUUGCUCAAGGGAGCCGCAUUUCCGCCUUGCGGUGCCGUCAGCGUCGGCGAGGGCCAGAGGAACACACGCCUCUGCGGCUCGAUUCGUCGGCGGUGCGGCGACGGCGUCGUCCGGUGUGGGGCUCGGAGUGGGGCGCGUUUGCUGCGUGUGGCGGCGGUGGCGACGGGCGAGCCGAAGAGCAAGCCGCAGGAGCCGAGCCUGGCGGACCGGCUUCGGCUGGGCAGCUUGACUGAGGACGGCUUUUCUUACAAGGAGAAGUUUAUUGUGAGGUGCUAUGAGGUUGGAAUUAACAAAACCGCCACCGUUGAGACCAUCGCCAAUCUUUUGCAGGAGGUUGGCGGCAAUCAUGCUCAAAGUGUUGGUUUUUCAACGGAUGGAUUUGCUACUACACCGACCAUGAGAAAACUACAUCUCAUUUGGGUGACGUCUCGUAUGCACAUUGAGAUCUACAAAUACCCAGCCUGGAGCGAUGUUGUUGAGAUUGAGACGUGGUGCCAAGGUGAAGGCAGGAUUGGCACCAGACGUGAUUGGAUUCUCAAAGAUUGUGCCACUGGUGAAGUCAUCGGACGGGCAACCAGUAAAUGGGUGAUGAUGAAUCAAGACACCAGAAGGCUUCAGAAAGUCUCUGAUGAUGUCCGCGACGAAUACCUAGUUUUUUGCCCCAAAACACUUAGAUUAGCUUUCCCCGAAGAGAAUAAUGCCAGCCUGAAGAAAAUUGCUAAACUAGACGAUCCAGCUCAGUAUUCCAAACUCAGGCUUGUGCCUAGGCGAGCUGAUCUUGACAUGAACCAGCACAUAAAUAAUGUCACCUACAUCGGAUGGGUUCUAGAGAGCAUGCCUCAAGAAAUAAUCGACACCCACGAGCUGCAAACCAUAACAUUGGACUACAGGCGCGAGUGCCAGCAUGAUGAUGUGGUCGACUCCCUCACCAGCCCCGAGCCAACAGUGGCUGAAACAGUUUUGGAACUUCAGGGAACCAACGGAUCAUCUUCUCCAGUUGGUAAAGAAGAGAACGACUGCCUUCAGUUCUUGCAUUUGUUAAGAUUAUCGGACAAUGGGUCUGAAAUCAACAGGGGUCGCACUGUGUGGAGAAAGAAACAGGCUAAAAGAUGAGCUUCGCCCAUCCAUCCAUCGUUGUGCCAUUAUAAGCUGUGGGAAUAAUGGGAGCUCCCCCCUUUGCUUGCUCGCCCUAUCUUCGGCCACUGCAUUGCUCCCCCGUCUAUCUCUUCUUUUGUUGUUUCUGAAUUUUCGCCCUCGACCUCGGGUUCGAACUAGACAUUGAUAAUCUAUGUUUGAUGUUUUAUGAUUUGAAGACAUUUGGGAUAUAGAGUGUAUGAUCGAAUGCUCUUAUGGCACACUUCAUGACUUCCUUUGGUUCCUGUAAUUUUCACAUGUUCAAAUCUCAGGGGAAAUGCUUCUGUGGUUUUCAAA
Andrographis paniculata is the source of this 1906-nucleotide messenger RNA. RefSeq names its product oleoyl-acyl carrier protein thioesterase, chloroplastic. The transcript has 7 exons. Gene Ontology annotation, molecular function: acyl carrier activity; fatty acyl-[ACP] hydrolase activity. The record is from RefSeq and is a predicted model, not a curated record. Gene Ontology annotation, biological process: fatty acid biosynthetic process. Lineage: Eukaryota; Viridiplantae; Streptophyta; Magnoliopsida; Lamiales; Acanthaceae. The coding region runs from base 473 to 1588 and encodes 371 amino acids.